This is a messenger RNA of Myotis davidii, 3984 nucleotides long. It is a transcript of the gene MX2, whose product is annotated as MX dynamin-like GTPase 2. Bases 274 to 2427 code for a protein of 717 amino acids. Gene Ontology annotation, cellular component: microtubule; membrane; cytoplasm. Gene Ontology annotation, biological process: defense response to virus. Gene Ontology annotation, molecular function: GTP binding; microtubule binding; GTPase activity. The record is from RefSeq and is a predicted model, not a curated record. NCBI's taxonomy places the organism in Eukaryota, Metazoa, Chordata, Mammalia, Chiroptera, Vespertilionidae. The transcript has 14 exons.
GUUCGCGGUCACUGGCCUAAGAGCUGAGAGUGCGAGUGCGGGGUUAAUGGGUGAUGUUUACGCUGCACCUGGGGGGCCGGUGCCUGGAACAAGCCCUGUGACAGAGUCGGAACUUUCAGCUCCGCCCCCAACCUCCAGGGGAGGGAGCUCACUGGCUGGUGGUCGAUGAUUGCACCAAUCAUGGCUCUGUGCUGAAGCCUCCGUGCAAACCCCAAAGGACAGGGUUCGAGAGCUCUCCAAGAAGCACCUGCCGGCUCCCCUGGCCAUCAGCUAAUGCCGAAAAGCCACAAGUUUGGGCAGCAGCCGAGGCACAACCUGCUUCCCUCCCCGUCCUCUCCAAAGGCAGAAAUGAGUUUCUUCCCGCAGCAGCCAUCGCCAUUCGGCGCCCCAGGAGGACAAAUUAGGCUUCCCCACAACAUGAUGGGUUCUCCCCAACUGGGAGAGAAGAACCCAGGCUUCCUCACCAAGAACUUCAACUUGAUGACAUUGAACCCUCAGAUGCCAGGAGAAACCAGGAGCCCUGAGAAGACAAAGGGGCUCGAGAACAACCUGUACACCCAGUACGAGGAGAAGGUGCGCCCCUGCAUCGACCUCAUCGACUCCCUGAGGGCCCUGGGCGUGGAGCAGGACCUGGCCCUGCCCGCCAUCGCCGUCAUCGGGGACCAGAGCUCGGGCAAGAGCUCCGUGCUGGAGGCGCUGUCGGGCGUCGCCCUUCCCAGAGGCAGCGGAAUCGUGACCAGAUGUCCGCUGGUGCUGAAGCUGAAGAAGCAGGUGGCGGGAGAGUCCCUGUGGACGGGGAAGAUCAGCUACCGGAGCACCGAGCUCCGGCUCCAGGACCCCUCCCAGGUGGAGAGGGAAAUAUACAAAGCCCAGAACACCAUAGCUGGGAAUGGAGUUGGCAUCAGCCACGAGCUCAUCAAUCUGGAGAUCACCUCCCCCGAGGUUCCGGAUCUGACCCUCAUUGAUCUUCCUGGCAUCGCCAGGGUGGCUGUGGGAAACCAGCCCCAGGACAUCGGACUGCAGAUCAAGGCACUCAUUAAGAAGUACAUCCAGAGGCAGCAGACCAUCAACUUGGUGGUGGUCCCCUGUAACGUGGACAUCGCCACCACAGAGGCGCUGAGCAUGGCUCACGAGGUGGACCCCGAAGGAGACAGGACCAUAGGGAUCCUGACCAAACCGGACCUGGUGGACAAGGGCGCCGAAAAAAAUGUGGUGAACGUGGCGCAGAACCUCACGUACCGCCUCAAGAAGGGCUACAUGAUAGUCAAGUGCCGGGGCCAGCAGGAGAUCACCGACAAGCUGAGCCUGGCGGAGGCCACCAAGAAAGAAACGAUGUUCUUCCAGACGCACCCGUAUUUCAGAGUCCUCCUGGAGGAAGGCAAGGCCACGGUGCCCCGCCUGGCGGAAAGACUCACCACCGAGCUCAUCUGGCACAUCAACAAAUCACUCCCGCUGUUAGAAAAUCAGAUCAGGGAGAGCCACCUGAGCGCCACGGAGGAGCUGCGCCAGUGCGGGGAGCACAUCCCCAACACCGACGCCGACAAAAUGUUCUUUCUGGUCGAGAAAAUUAAAGUGUUUAAUCGGAACAUUGAAAGGUUAGUAGAUGGAGAAGAAGUUGUGAAGGAAAAAGAGACCCGCUUAUACAACAAACUCAGGGAGGAGUUUAAAAACUGGGUCCUCGUACUUGCAGCCAAUUCCCAAAAAGUUAAAAAUAUUAUCCAUGAAGAAGUCUCAAAAUAUGAAAACCAGUACCGGGGCAAGGAACUUCUUGGGUUUAUCAACUACAAGACAUUCGAGACCAUCGUGCAGCAGUACAUCCAGCAGCUGGUGGAGCCCGCCCUGAGCAUGCUCCAGAAGACUGUGGAAACCGUCCGGCAAACGUUCAUUGACACGGCCAAAACACAUUUUGGCGAAUUUUCCAACCUUAACCAAACAGCCCGGAGCAAGAUUGAAGACAUAAAAACCAAGCAGGCAGAGGCGGCCGCGAACAUGAUCCACCUGCAGUUCAGGAUGGAGCAGCUCGUUUACUGCCAAGACCAGAUUUACAGCGAGAUUCUGCAAAGAAUUCGGGAGCAGGUUUUUAACACGGACGGAAGCGUGUCACAGGCUCCUUCCCUGAAACUGUCUGCUCCCAAUAACCCGUCUUCUGUGUCCUCCAUCACUGAGAUCGGGAUGCACCUGAACGCAUACUUCUUGGAGACCAGCAAGCGGCUCGCCAACCAGAUCCCAUUCAUAAUCCAGUAUUUUAUGCUCCAAGAGAAUGGCGAUUACUUGCAGAAAGCCAUGAUGCAGAUACUGCAGGAAAAGGAUCAGUAUUCCUGGCUGCUCCAGGAGCAGAGCGAAACCGCCCUCAAGAGGAAAUUCCUUAAGGAGAAGAUUUACCGGCUCACCCAGGCGCGGCGCGCUCUCUAUAAAUUCUCCUCUUAAAGGGGGCAGAUAGAUGGGAGGCCAAUCAUACUUGGGAGUUUUAUCUCCUGUGCAUUCAUUGGAAGGGGAUGUGGUGCAGGGCGUGGCUUCUGGUUCGGGGUCCGCCUUUCCCCUUGCUGUCUGUCCAUCUUCGCUGAACUGCCCCAGAGUUUAGAUCUGAAGUCUACACUUGCUGAGAGCUGUCACCUGCACCUGCGUGAACAGAUGUCUCUCCAGUCCCUGACCCCAUUGCCUCCAGCUACAGCUUUCUUAGCUACUGCUGUCACUCCUUGUUCCUUUGUCUCUCCCCACCCAUCAGAUUAGGAGAGCCCCCGAGAGGAAAAGUCAGUAUUAUAUCAUUCUUCCGUAUUUCCAGAAUCUUGCAUGGCACCUGGCACACAGUAGCCACUCAAUAAAUGCUAUCUCAUUGCACAAAGGAAUGAUGGAGAUUACCUGAGGCCAUGGCUGGAAUCAGACUUUGCUUAUUGGGGAUGGUGUCCCUUAGCUGGUCACUUUCAGAUGAAUUGGGUCAUGCCACCUGCUGUGAUCACAUUUCCCAGCUCCCCCUGGGAGAGAAGGACCUGAACAAUAGAUACUAUGAUUAAUUAUAUUGUUUCCCUAGUUACAACAAGCUCCGGUUGCUACGUGUUAUUUUUUUUACUUUUUUAUUGAAUUUAUUGGGAUUACAUCUGUUACAUGUUAAAUCUUAAAGGGAAAUUUAAUAAUAAAAACAUUUUAAAGAAAAGCUAUAGAGCUUCACACAGUGGUCAUCUCUAGGUUGGAGGAAUGUGGCUAUUUUAUUUUCUUCUUCCAGUUAAGCGAUCCCCACCUCAUAGGAAUUUUAGGAGGGUCAAGUGAAACCAUUUCUAUAAACUACCUGUCCCAGGAGCUUGGGUUAAGAAAUGUCAGCAAUUCUUCCCUCCAGCAAAGACCUCUUUUUUCCUUUAUUUCUAUGUUCACAGAGCAGCCCUCACUGCUAAAGCUCUUCCGCCUGCUCUUAUGUUUAGUUCUCUGAUACUUUUUGAGCCAGUUGCUGUAGAUAAGUCCAUUUUCAUUCUUGGGCAUGUGGAUGCUCAGUUUUCCCAGCCCCAGUGGUUGAAAAAACUGCCCUUUCCCUCACUGUCCCGGCAACUCGUCAAAAAGAAUCUGACCAUAUGUACGAAGGCUUAUUUCUGGGCUCUCUGUUCCAUUCCAUCGGUCCAUAUGUCUGUCUGCAUGCCAGCACCACAGCUUUGAUAACUGUAGCUUUGCAGUAUGUUUUGAAAUGAAGGAGUGUGAGCCUUUCGGCUUUGUUCGUCGUUCUCAGCAUUAUUUUGGUUAUUUGUAGUCCCUUAGGGUUCCAUAUGAAUUUUAGGAUGGGUUAUUUUUUUUUUUAUCUCUGCAGAAAAUGUCAUUGGGAUUUUAUAGGCAUUGCAUUAAAUCCACAGAUCACUUUGGAUAGUAUUUGCAUUUUAACAAUAUUAAGUCUUCCAUUCCAUAAACACAGGAUGUCUUUCCACUCAUAUCUAUUUUAAUUUCUUGAAGCAAUGUUUUGUAGUUUUCAUUGUACAAGUCUUUCACUUCCUUGGUUAAGUUAGU